GCAAUUAUAUCGAAUUUGGUGCUGAGCAAGUCAUUAUUGUACGUAAUGAUGAUACUAAAAAGGAAGUUAAGAAACAAAUUAAAGGUGGUGGAUUAGUAAUGACAGUAUUUGAAGCUAAGGGCAUGGAAUUUAGUGAUGUACUAUUGUACAAUUUCUUUACCGAUUCUCCAGCUGGACUAAAGUGGCGAGUAAUUGAGGGUAUUCGGAACUUCUCUCACGAGAAUCACUAUAUUCUUUGCUCGGAACUCAAGCACCUUUAUGUCGCAGUCACGAGGGCGCGGCAGCAUAUAUGGAUAUUUGAUGAAAAUGAUUGUCCAAUCCGAACAUACUGGGAGCGUCAAGGAUUGGUGAAAGUAGUAGGGAGUAAAGAAGAAAUCAGUACUCUACCAACCUUGGCCAAAAAGAGUAGUUCACAUGAGUGGAAUAAACGAGGGAAAGAAUUUUUUGAACAGAAACAGUUUGACCAGGCUAUUUUAUGCUUUGAAAAAAGCGGAAACGAACCACAUCGCAAACUCGCAAAUGCAUGGCUUCUUAAGCAAGAAACUGAGGAUUCAAUAAAUAGUUCCGAUAGGGUCACCGUAAAAUCCCUUUUUAUUCGCGCCGCUCUUGCCUUCAAAGAUUGUUCUAAACCAGUUCAGGCUGCUACAUGUUAUCGAAAUGCCGAAAAAUAUAAAGAAGCUGGCGAUAUAUAUUGUGAAUGGAAUAUGUACACUGAAGCCGUUAUUGCAUACAAAGACGGUGGCUGUUUUAAAACCGUGAUUGAUUUAUUACAAAA
This is a messenger RNA of Racocetra persica, 775 nucleotides long. NCBI's taxonomy places the organism in Eukaryota, Fungi, Glomeromycota, Glomeromycetes, Diversisporales, Gigasporaceae. The record is from the annotation of a GenBank genome assembly.